Molecule: messenger RNA, 591 nt
Organism: Boleophthalmus pectinirostris (great blue-spotted mudskipper)
Lineage: Eukaryota; Metazoa; Chordata; Actinopteri; Gobiiformes; Gobiidae
Gene: rbp4l
Product: retinol binding protein 4, like
Exons: 4
Coding region: 1-591 (196 amino acids)
Molecular function (GO): retinol transmembrane transporter activity; retinoid binding
Source: RefSeq, a predicted model, not a curated record
AUGACUUCAUCAAAACUGCCUCUGCUGCUGGUGCUGCUGGCCUGUGUGGAGUACAGCCUGUCUGCCUCUUGUGUUGUUGACAGCUUUAACGUCAAAGAGGAUUUUGACCCAAAAAGAUAUGCAGGUAAAUGGUACGCUCUGCAGAAGAAGGAUCCUGAGGGUCUGUUCCUUCAGGACAACAUCUCUGCUGAGUACACGAUUGAUGAUGAUGGAAGCAUGACUGCCUCCUCCAAAGGUCGGGUAACUCUCUUUGGUUUCUGGGUUGUGUGCGCUGAUAUGGCUGCUCAGUACUCUGUCCCUGACCCUGAAACCCCUGGUAAGAUGUUUAUGAACUACCAGGGACUGGCCAGCUACUUGUCCAGCGGAGGUGACAACUACUGGGUGAUCGACACUGACUAUGAUAACUAUGCUAUCACCUAUGCCUGCCGUACCCUCAAAGAGGAUGGCUCCUGCGAUGAUGGAUAUGCCCUGGUCUUCUCCAGGAACCCCCGUGGCCUGCCCCCUGCCAUCCAGCGUGUUGUCCGCCAGAAACAGGAAGACAUAUGCAUGGCUGGGCAGUUCCAGCCUGUGCUGCAGUCUGGAGCCUGCUAA